AAGAAAAAUCCUCGACACCAUUUCAGCCCAAAACUUUAGGGCUUAGCAGGCCGGCCUGGUGCGGAGUGUCAAGUCCACGGCGGCGGCGGCGGCGGCGGCGCGACACGAGUGCAUGACGACAUGCUCCGGCGGGCGACCACCUCGCUGAGCCGCCGCGCCGCCUGCGCCACCCUGCUCCGCCGCCUCCCUCCCCGGCCGGCGACGACGCUUGAGCGCCACCCGCCGGUCCACCCCGGCCUCCGCCCCGCGGCGGCGGCGGCGGUGCAGCUUCGGCGCCUCAGCGACUUCGGCGUGUCGGUCCCCCGGCGCAUGGCGCGGCGGAGUCCUCCCACCAGGCCCGAGGGUUACUCCACCUCCGACAGCGAGGCGGACGGGUGGUCCGUUAGCGAGGAUGACGAGGAGGAGGUGGAGGAGGUUCAGUUGGAGCCCAUGUCCGUCGAUGACGUCGCGGCGGGGAAGGAGUGGGAGGGGUUCACAUUGGAGUACGACCACGAGCACGACCUCGACGCCGAUGAUGAGGAUGCCGCGGAGUAGGAGAAGAAGAAGUAGCGGCGCUGGAGGUGGGAUUCUCUUCCUUUUUCUGCGUUGCACGCCAGGUGCUUGCGGAAAAGCCUGUGAGGCUUUACGCGUGCUUCAAUAAACUCUUUAGCUGUUGAUCACUGAUCAUGGAUGCCCAUUUGGGUCGAACCUGAUUACCAUUGUCCUAAACAAUUUUAGUCAAAACCUAAUUCUACUGCAGCAUCGUGGGCAUGCAUUGUUGGUUUAUUGGAAUGGCGUUUCCACAUUUUAACUGCA
Messenger RNA from Oryza sativa Japonica Group (Japanese rice), 795 nucleotides. RefSeq lists its product as uncharacterized. The record is from RefSeq and is a predicted model, not a curated record. NCBI's taxonomy places the organism in Eukaryota, Viridiplantae, Streptophyta, Magnoliopsida, Poales, Poaceae.